Messenger RNA from Magallana angulata, 1303 nucleotides. RefSeq lists its product as uncharacterized. Bases 26 to 784 code for a protein of 252 amino acids. The transcript has 7 exons. Lineage: Eukaryota; Metazoa; Mollusca; Bivalvia; Ostreida; Ostreidae. The record is from RefSeq and is a predicted model, not a curated record.
AACUAAACUUCCGGCAUUUGUCGUCAUGCGAUCUGGUAUUUUUUGUCAGUUGAAGGACAUUAUAGCUAUGAUAUACAUUGCUUCAUUUCUGUGGAUGAUCUUAGCAUUAACUUUUGCUAAGAACGAGAACAAUUAUAAUGAGAAGAAAAUAACCCCUACAAAGCAAAUGAAAGGCAUGACAGGGAAUCAACGGACACCCAAAUCCCAUAAGACAGGCACAUAUAAAGCAGUAUACAGUUCAUCAACUAUGGGAAAACUACCAUUUCUAUCACAUACCACGUUGUCACAGGAGAGUCUAACGAAGGCGAUGGUUUCAGGCACAAUCAAUACAAUGACAAAACCUUGCUUAAAUACAUUACAAGAUAGUAACAUAAAGUAUGGGAUAGUUCUUGGAGCAGGAAGUGGUGGCUUUCUCGUAGGAAUAAUCUUGACAUCUUUGAUAUUCAUUUGCAAACGUAAAAGAUGUCAGAGGUUAGCAAGUAAAUUGGAUGAGUCAAUGACUGAAAAUAAGAAUAAACAAACAAAUGUUAAUGAUACUGUUCGACGCACUCAAGCUGCAGGGGGUUACAGCGAUGUUAGGAUGGAAACUUUAAAUGAAGACCAGGUUGGGGUAUACAAUCAUCUGAGAGAAAUAGAGGUUCAAAAGAAUAAAGAUGACACCUACGAUCAUGCCAAACCACAACAUGGUCAUGAAACUACAGGUUCUGAAUAUGACAAAGCAGUUCCGCAGAUAACGAUUGAAGAGAAAAAACCCGAUGAUUACUUUGUGUUAGAAAAAUCAUAAUUUUGUUGUUUUUUUUCACAAUGGUUUAACUGACAUACAUUUGAGCUAUUCAGUUUUUUUUUUUGGUUGGAUACAUGUAUCUCAUUGUAAAACUACACUUCACAUGUAGGAUAUACCGAAGGCUGGGAGUGGGUUUGGUGAAAGAUGUUUGGUUUUGCGGUGUUUAUGAAAGUGAAAUUUCCCUGUUAUUUUUCAUGUUGGUAUAAGAGGUUUUCGUAUAAGCAUACGAUUAACGGGAGAUAGAAUAAAAAAAAAAAUGAGGGAAGAUGUUGACUAAAUUUCAAUCAGGAAAUAUUUUUCUAUCCAUCGACGCAUCCUUCCUUGAUCGUGAAAAAUAAACACGGAAAACUAUACGCCCUACGUCUUGGUUUGUAAAACUUUGUGUUUGUUUUGUUAUUACAAUUUAAAAUAUGUUGCAUUUCAAAGUUUGCUUCUAAAAAAUAACAGGAAAUGUAACGAUAAACGCAUGUACGAUACGAAAGUUUUUAUGGGUGUAAUAAAAAGGUUUUGUUGAAUGUC